UCACCCGUGAACAUGAUGCAUGUAACUGCGUCGAAAUAUCGGGAGCUCACAAAUAAUACAAAAGUGACACAGCUCAUGCUCCUACCUUGUCCUGCCUCCACCGCCAGCCCAGGCCUACGGCGCGCCGGGACCCACUUGCUUUAUCGCAUACCUACGUGUGGGAAAGUGGUACUUUAUGUGCCUAUGUGGAAUCCAUAUAAAGAAGCACUUUCAGUGAAGGGGCCUACCAAGACAAAUAUUCGUUUGUCGGCGAAUGGUACGACAGCCAAGCCAGCGUAACACGACGAUAUAAUGUAUUUUAUUUUCCGUACGACGAUACCGUAGAAAUGUUUGAUUUGAAAACUUGUAAAACCUUUGUCCGAAGGGUAAAAGUAAAUGGUAUUAGUUUAGAUAAGUUUUGUAUUGGUGGUACUCUGUUAAUUUUAGGACGCCUUAUUAAAAUAGUAGAUUUCGCUUGCGAAGAUACCAGAAAAAAAUUACAGAAAGAUAUGGAAGUGACAUUUGCUAUGAUCAAACCUAUACCAACUAACAUUGUUGGAAAAAUUGUCACACAAUUGAAUGGUCAUGGCCUACGCAUUUCUAAAAUGAAACAAGCUCGCCUAACUGCUGAUGACAUAAAUUUUAUCUAUAGACAUAUGCUUACGGAUCCUACAUAUGCAUUUACAAUGGAAUAUUUGGAAGGGCAACUAGUAAUAGGGCUGGAGUUAGUGGGGAACAAUGCAGUGGCAGCAUGUAAGGAAUGCCUGGGUGACAUGGACCCGCUGAGGGCUGCUCCUGGUACUAUAAGAGCCCUCUAUGGAUCUGAUGCUGUGAGAAAUUGUGUGCAUGCAUCACCAACUCCAGAACAUGCUUUAGAGGACGUAGCAUAUUUCUUCAGCGGGCGCCUGCGUCUCACGGCGACGCUGUCCAACUGUACGUUGUGCGUGGUGAAGCCGCACGCCGUGCGCGAGGGCAAGCUCGGUGCCGCGCUCGAGACCAUCGCCGACGCGGGCUUUGACGUCUCCGCUCUCAACAUGCUAAUCGUUGAGACGGUUAACGCUGCUGAGUUCUAUGAGGUCUACAAGGGCAUCGUGCCUGAGUAUAAGGGCAUGGUGGAGGAGUUGUCGAGCGGGGCAUGCGUGGCCAUGGAGCUGCAAGCGAAGGACAAGUCCGUCAACACACCAGUGGAAUUCCGGAAAUUGGUUGGCCCUUCCGAUCCGGAAAUCGCUCGGUUGCUUCGGCCGCACACGCUCCGCGCCAAGCUCGGCGUGACCAAGGUGCAGAACGGCGUGCACUGCAGCGACCUGCCCGAGGACGGCCUGCUCGAGGUCGAGUACUUCUUCAAGAUCCUGGACUUCUGAACAAACACUGCCUUCACAGAUUAUUACACUAAUAGACAUUUAAAGUCAGAAUUUAAAACGCGCAAAGCUUAACGGAGAUGGCGCUGCAACCGUUAAAAAUAGAUAUGCCAAAUCCAUAGAAAUAUCAAUCAUUAGACUACAGAUUUUUAGAACUAUUUACUUCCAAACCCAUUAAAAUUUCACUAGAAUAUUUUGUUGACAAAUUAGUAGAGGAACUUGCACUAGUUGCAUUAUAGAUCUUUUUUAGGGUUCCGUACCCAAGGGGUAAAAACGGGACCCUAUUACUAAGACUCCGCUGCCUGUCUUGUCUGUCUGUCUGUCCGUCUGUCACCAGGCUGUGUCUCAUGAACCGUGAUAGCUGGACAGUUGCAAUUUUCACAGAUUAUGUAUUUCUGUUACCGCUUUAAGAACAAAUACUAAUAACAGAAUAAAAUAAAUAUUUAAGUGGGGCUCCCAUACAACAAACGUGAUUUUUUUGUCGUUUUUUUGCGUAGUGGUACGGAACCCUUCGUGCGCGAGUCUGACUCGCACUUGGCCGGUUUUUUUAAUAAUAAUAACCGCCGAUUCUAGAGCGUUAGCUAAUAUUCUGCUGUUUCAUCGAUCACGCAGUCAUCAAUGCAAUCGUACGGAAUUAACUAAAAUAGAGAUAGAAUCGCCAUUGUUUGUGAAUUAGAGUAAGGUGUAUUCCGUAAAAGUUCGGAAAAGCCGGGUAAUUCCAAAAAUGGACUCUAAUAAUGUGAUGGAAUUAUGGGUGAUUUUACCGUCUGAAUUAACCGAAUACACCUUAAAUUUAAAUGUGUAGCGCCAUAUCAACGACUUUGCAUAUCUAUUAUUUUAGUCAUCUGUGCAACCUCAUAUAAUACGCUUAUUACAAUUUACUUAAACUUGUAUGAUUGCACCGAGUGAGUGAGCUGCAAUGUUUUCGUGAGUUUCUAAUGUUUAUUAACUAGAUUUAAAUUGAUUUAAGUGUCUGUAUUGUACUGGAUAUUUAUUUGUGCACUGAAUGAACUGUUGAAAUAUAUAUGGAUUUUACCA
This is a messenger RNA of Cydia strobilella, 2375 nucleotides long. It is a transcript of the gene nmdyn-D7, whose product is annotated as nucleoside diphosphate kinase 7. The transcript has 8 exons. Gene Ontology annotation, cellular component: centrosome. NCBI's taxonomy places the organism in Eukaryota, Metazoa, Arthropoda, Insecta, Lepidoptera, Tortricidae. Gene Ontology annotation, biological process: UTP biosynthetic process; CTP biosynthetic process; GTP biosynthetic process. The record is from RefSeq and is a predicted model, not a curated record. Gene Ontology annotation, molecular function: nucleoside diphosphate kinase activity. Bases 327 to 1340 code for a protein of 337 amino acids.